UUCUCCAGAACCUCCUCUUUCCAGCAAAGAAUCCAAAGCUACUGUAUACACCAAAUAUACAUAUAUAUAUAUAUAUGUAAGCACAACUAUAUAUAUAUAUAGAGGGAGCUAGUAUCAUAACAACAACUAGCUUUAGAUCCUCUAUAGAGAGAGAGAGAGAGAGAGAUGGGGAAGGCACGUACAGUUGGGAUUGGGAUGGACUAUUCAGCAACUAGCAAAUCAGCCCUUCGAUGGGCAAUUGAUAAUCUGAUUGAAGCCGGAGAUCAAAUGAUCAUAAUCCAUGUUCGGUCACCAAAAUCUGAUCCCACCAAUAAGCAGCUCUUCGCCGAUACUGGAUCACCUUUGAUACCUCUUGAAGAAUUCAAAGAGGCUAAUGUGUCUAAGCAAUAUGGACUUACCCCUGAUCCCGAGGUUCUUGAUUUGCUUGAUACCGUCUCCAAGACCAAAGGGGCUAAAGUGGUGGCCAAGAUUUACUGGGGGGAUCCAAGGGAGAAGCUGUGUGAUGCUGUGGAACAUCUCAAGCUUGAUUCACUUGUGGUUGGAAGCAGAGGCUUAGGGAUUAUUAAAAGGGUGUUGCUAGGGAGUGUGAGCAACUACGUGGUGACAAAUGCAACAUGCCCAGUCACGGUUGUGAAGGGGACACCAUUGCCCAAGCCUUAGUUUCAUGGUUGAUGUGCUUCCAAAGAGAGGAAUGCGAUAUAACACAAAGAAGCUAUGCCAUGUGGUUAAGCUGAUUGAAAAACAAUAUUUUGUGUGUAAUAUUUUGUCUCUCGUUCGUAUGAGAUAAAAAGACUAUAAUGAUUCGGGUUUAAUUUGUGCUAUUUUAUAAUCCUUUAUUGACAUUUGAAUUUAUGUUUUGUGUCAA
Molecule: messenger RNA, 865 nt
Organism: Cornus florida
Lineage: Eukaryota; Viridiplantae; Streptophyta; Magnoliopsida; Cornales; Cornaceae
Product: universal stress protein PHOS34
Exons: 4
Coding region: 166-660 (164 amino acids)
Source: RefSeq, a predicted model, not a curated record